Molecule: messenger RNA, 3427 nt
Organism: Micropterus salmoides (largemouth bass)
Lineage: Eukaryota; Metazoa; Chordata; Actinopteri; Centrarchiformes; Centrarchidae
Gene: ddx24
Product: DEAD (Asp-Glu-Ala-Asp) box helicase 24
Exons: 9
Coding region: 554-3241 (895 amino acids)
Cellular component (GO): nucleolus
Molecular function (GO): nucleic acid binding; ATP binding; RNA helicase activity
Source: RefSeq, a predicted model, not a curated record
UUGUUUUCAGUCAAAUACAUCAGUACCACUUUCCAAUAAGGUCCUAUUUAUGGGGUUUGGACAACAACCAUUAAAAAUAUGUUAACAUGAUAAACUCCAGACUUGAUUGAAAACCACUAACAAAUUAACUAUUUACAUUUAUAAUUGUAUGUAGAUGGCCUGUGAACCUUUGCUGUCUUAAUUAGAUGUGUGUCCUAGCUCAAACAUUGAGCUCAGUCAAAUUAGUUUUACUCUGUCUGAGUUGUAUUAAUUUCUGACUUUAUGAAGAUGAUCACCAGAUCAUUUCAAAUAGAAGAUUUUAAAAUAUUUUGAUUGAUAGACAGGACAAAUAGUUGCAGGAAGUACUUGUUAAUGCCAGUUUAGUGUGUACAUGUUAGAUUACAUGACUUCACUGUGCGUGUGUGUGUGUGUGUGUGUAACCCAUAGACUGUCAAAUAAAGUUUUUCAAACCAUGUGAUCGGCACUGUCAUGGCUGCCUCCUCGUGUCAUGCGUAAAUGUUAUCGUUUGUAACACUAUUUUGUCAUUUCAAGAAACCACAGACGGUCAAGGAAAAUGAAGACAAAGAAGAUGAAGACGAAAAAUAAGCAUAUGUCCUUCGGGCUGAAGAAAAAGGACAAACGGAGUAUCCAUGUGAAAGGCAAAUGGAAAGCCAUAGAACUUGAUCCUAGUCUCUUCUCCGAGGAGGGCCUGGAGGGCCUGGUGUGUUUUGAAGAGCUGACAAAUUACAGUCUGAUAGACUCCGAGAAGGCUGCAGCUAAAGCAGCACAAGAACUGAAAAAGGAAAAGAAGACGAAGAAAAGAAAAGCCAGCGAGGGAGAGGAGGCUGGAGAGAAGGUAGACUCGGCGACCAAAGAGAGAGAUAAAUCAGCUGAACCAGCCAAGAAAAACGCCAAAAAGAAGAAGAAAAAUAAGAAACUGGCUGCAAAGGAGUCAGCCCAACCAGGUAAAAUUUCUGCAGAAGUCACACAGGAGGAUGCAGGUGGGGAGAGAGAUGAAGGUGGAGCUGCUAAAAAAGACACAUUAACACAUGCAGCCAUUAGCUCAGAACCUGAUGCCCAAACAAAACUAGCAAAGAAGAAGAACAAAAAGAAAAAGAAACCGAAGGAGCAGAAAGAAACAGAUACAGUCCCAGAAGAACAGCCAAACCUGGAGUCUCCAUCAGAACUUAAGACUCUAGAAAAAGAAAAAUCAGCUCAACAUAAAGUGACAAAACUCCCCAAAAAGCAGCAAAAGAAUUGGACAAAUGCAGCACUUAAUGGCUCUAAUGACAAAAAUAUUGAUGUGAGUGCAUGGAAGGACCUGUUUGUUCCCUCCCCUGUGCUGAAGGCACUGAGCAGUCUUGGAUUUGGGUCACCAACCCCUAUUCAAGCCCUGGCUUUGCCUCCAGCUAUCAGAGAUCGUAUGGAUAUCCUGGGGGCGGCAGAGACAGGAAGUGGGAAGACAUUGGCUUUUGGCAUUCCCAUGAUCCAUACUAUCCUGGAGUGGAGGGCUGGUUCAGAAAGGCCUGUUGAUGACAGCACAGAACCAACCAGAGAGGUGGUGAGUUUGUAUUUACCAUCUGUAGAUGAGUCCACAAAGUCAGGAGACACAGCUGAACCCACAAUAGAAAAAGACGAGGACGACGACGUGAAGUCUGAGGAAGAAGAUGGUGCAAGCAUCACAGAGCAGGAUCAAGAUGAUACAGAUGAACAUGACGGUGAAGAUGAAGAAGAUGAUGAUGAUGAGAGGCUUAGGUGUGUUAAAGUAAUCGAAAAUGCAGAUUUUGACUUUGAGCCCACCGCUGAAGAGGAAGAAAACCCUGUUGGUAGUCGGAGUCAGCCUCUGCUUGGACUGGUGCUUACCCCCACCAGGGAGCUGGCUGUUCAGGUCAAGCACCAUAUUGACGCUGUCGCAAAAUUCUCUGAAAUCAAAACGGCGAUAGUGGUGGGUGGAAUGGCACAACAGAAACAAAGGAGGAUGCUGAAGCGAAGACCAGAGAUCAUUAUUGCCACUCCAGGACGUCUGUGGGACUUGAUCAAGGAGAGGCAUCCACAUCUGCUGAACUUGAGACAGCUCAGGUGCCUGGUCAUUGAUGAAGCAGAUCGCAUGAUUGAAAGAGGCCACUUUGCAGAGCUGGAGAGUCUGCUGGAGAUGCUGAACACCGUGCACUUUAAUCCCACGAGGCAAACAUUUGUGUUCUCGGCCACACUGACCAUGGCUCGCAGCCUGCCCACCCGCCUCCUGCAGAAGAAGAAGAAGAAGAAUCUGGACCAGAGGAACCAGCUGGAAAUUCUCAUGGAGAAAGUGGGCAUCAAGUCCAAACCCAAAAUCAUUGACCUGACCAGGAAGGAGGCAACUGUGGAGACCCUGACUGAGACACGAAUCCACUGUCAGAAGGAGGAGAAGGACUUCUACCUUUACUACUUUUUGCUCCAGUAUCCUGGCCGCACCAUGGUGUUUGCCAACAGUAUAGAAUGUAUCAAGAGACUGAACUCCCUGCUGGUUAUCUUGGACCGUACUCCUCUGCCGCUUCAUGCCAACAUGCACCAGAAACAACGCCUCAAAAACCUGGAAAGGUUUGCUGAGAGGGAGAGUUGUGUUCUACUGACUACUGAUGUGGCAGCAAGAGGACUGGAUAUCCCCAAUGUUCAGCAUGUUAUUCACUACCAGGUUCCCAGGACAUCUGAGACUUAUGUCCAUCGGAGUGGCAGAACAGCAAGAGCCACCAAAGAGGGUCUCAGUUUGCUGCUAAUAGGCCCAGAUGACAUGAUGAACUUCAAAAAGAUUUACAAGGCCCUUGGGAAGGAUGAGGACCUUCCCAUGUUCCCUAUAGAGAUCAAAUGCAUGGAAGCAAUCAAGGAACGGGUGAACUUGGCCAGACAGAUAGAGAAGAUUGAGUUCCACAAUAGCAAAGAGAAGCACCACAACUCCUGGUUCAGACAAGCAGCAGAGGCCCUGGAGGUGGACCUGGAUGAUGAUCUUUUAAUUGGCAGAGCACAGGAUGAGGACGGUGACAGAGAGCAGCAGAAGAUAGUAAAGGGGAUGAAAAAGCAUUUGAAGCAUUUGAUCUGCCAGCCUAUAUUCAAGAACGUGACAAAGACCAAGUAUCCCACUCAAAUGGGAAAGCUCUCCGUGCCUCACAUGCCUCUAGCAGGGAUGGAAAGUGCCCUUACCAGGAUUUCAAUACAGGAGGAGAAACAGAAGUUAAAGAAAGGGGUUCCACCACAGCAGAAAAAGCAGAAGAAAAAACAGCAGCAGUGACAUGUUAAUGGGGAAUGUGUGUUUUAAAAAGUCCAUCUUUGACAGGAUUUAUGUAAUUGUUUGUUUACAUAAAUUCAUUUCAAAUCAUUUAUAUACUUAUUGCACAAUGUGCAAAAAUUGUAUUUCCAGAUGUCGUUCAAUACGCUGUACACUGCAAGAUUUUAUAAAAAUCUGUUUUCACAAGUG